Molecule: messenger RNA, 1341 nt
Organism: Oncorhynchus gorbuscha (pink salmon)
Lineage: Eukaryota; Metazoa; Chordata; Actinopteri; Salmoniformes; Salmonidae
Product: GTPase IMAP family member 7-like
Exons: 5
Coding region: 340-1341 (333 amino acids)
Molecular function (GO): GTP binding
Source: RefSeq, a predicted model, not a curated record
UCUACAUUGUAGAAAAUGGUAAAAAUAAAGAAAAACUCUUAAAUGAAGGUGUCCAAACUUUUGACUGGUACUCUAGAUUGGUACCCACUCUCUUCAGCGUAGACCAUCGCCACCCAUGUACCCCUCAUUGGCUGUGGUGAACGUUUGGCGUGAGUGUCACUGUUUACCACUCCGCCUCUCCACGGAAUACCUGGUGGCCUCUGAACAAUAGAGCCAGGGAAUGUUGCUGUGUUUCAGCGUGCGCGUGUGACCGAGACAGGGAGGGUGUACUAGGUAGACCGGUGACUCACUAAUACCGACACUCCUUAAUCCAUGUAGUUUGGCCGUAUUUAGAGGUUGAUGAGGAAGGAUAGGUGUUGCCAUAACAGACUCAUAGAGGUGAGGAGGGUUACACAGGAGAGACAAGCCGGUUCAGAGCGACUGGGUUCAUCUGAGAGAAGGAAGGAGAAGACACACAGGGAUACAGACAGAACCCAACAACCCGUUCCAACAAACUCCUACCUGGCUAUGACUGACGUCCUCCCCGGCAGCCAUGCCAGAACUCCAGAGCCAGAGCUCCGCCUGGUCCUCCUCGGGACCAUCGGCUGUGGCAAGACCCUGUCAGGAGACACCCUCCUGGGCCAGUCCUCCUCCGGCUCUCCUUCCUCCUCUGGUUCUUCCCCCAGGCUUUGCCAGCUGAGGCCUGGGGUCUCCGAGGGCCGGAGGUUGACUGUGGUGGAGGCCCCUCGCUGGUACUGGAGCGGGGGCCACAUGGAGGCUGGGGUGAGGAAGGAGACAGAGAGGGUACUUGAGCUGGCUGCCCCGGGGCCACACGCCUUCCUGCUGCUGGUUCCUGUCGGCCAGUUCACCGAGGUGGAGCACAGAGUGCCCGCUGAGCUGGAGGAGGUAUUUGGGGAGGGUGUGUUGAAACACACCCUGGUGCUGUUCACCUGUGGAGACUACCUGAUGGGCCAGGGGGCGGGGCAGUACCUGGAGGGAGAGGACCCUGGGCUCAGGGAGGUGAUUGACAGGUGUGGGGGCCAAUACCACGUCCUCAACAACCGCCGACCGCAGGACAGGGAGCAGGUCAGGGAGCUGUUGGAGAAGGUGGAGAACAUGGUACAAAAGAACAGAGGAUGCUACAUACGACAAAACACCCUGCAGAGAGAGAUGAAAGAACAAGCGAGGGGGAGAGAGAGAGAACUGAAGGAGAAGGUGGAAGAACAAGCGAGGGGGAGAGAGAGAGAACUGAAGGAGAAGGUGGAAGAACAAGCGAGGGGGAGAGAGAGAGAACUGAAGGAGAAGAGACACGCAGAUAUUGUGGAAGCCAGAAAAGAGAGGUUACACCUAACUCUGCUAUAG